This is a messenger RNA of Phragmites australis (common reed), 1640 nucleotides long. RefSeq lists its product as uncharacterized. The transcript has 11 exons. Gene Ontology annotation, molecular function: DNA binding. Gene Ontology annotation, cellular component: nucleus. The record is from RefSeq and is a predicted model, not a curated record. The coding region runs from base 721 to 1440 and encodes 239 amino acids. Gene Ontology annotation, biological process: DNA recombination; DNA replication; DNA repair. NCBI's taxonomy places the organism in Eukaryota, Viridiplantae, Streptophyta, Magnoliopsida, Poales, Poaceae.
AGCCGAACCGUACCCCCCCCCCCAGACAAAUCCUUGGUGCCUUCCUACUCGCCAACCUCGAACCCUCCGUCUACACUCUCGGUGGUUCGUUUCGGGUGCUGCUUCUGCUGCUCGACCACCGCGUGCUGCUCGACCUCCGAGUACUACAAGAAAUCCUAAGUCCACAGCGAACAGAAGCAGAUUCAGCAGCUGAAACUACAGGGUUUAUUGAUUACUUCUAUCGGACUACAACAUAAACAAAGAAAGUGAAUCUAUUGAAGUUGUGCUUUGGGGGCGCCAAGCUCUUGAAUUUCCUGCUGAAGAUAUAAUUCAGCUCAGUCAUCAAACACCGGUUAUUGUUUUACUUCUUGGAGUGACUGCUAAGUCACGAGAUGGUCAGCUUAAGAUACAGGGAAGCACAACAUGUCAAUAUCAUAUUAAUCCCAUAAUUCCGGAGGCUAUAGCACUUCCGACCAAGUAACAUCUAUCCUCUCCAGAAAUUAAAAUAUAGGACCUUUAUAUUUCUCCUUUAUAACCACGAACAUGUACCUAAGUGGAGAAACUUUGUAUUAGGCUUGCAAUGUUCCUACAUCAAGUAACAUGGUGUGGUGUAGCCCCUCUGAACUUAGAUAUCAUAUCAACAUCGGUUAAUGAACUGGCAAAGGUUAUUAACCCACAUAAGAUCUAUGGCAAUAUAUACCAACUUGACAUUGUGCUCAAAGAACUUACACCAAACCAACCAUGGUGGUACUUAGGUGCACAUCAUGCCACAAAAAAGUAUUCCCAGAAGGAGAUACGUACAGGUGUCCUAAAUGUUCUAAUAAAAAGGCAGAACCCAUGUAUCGUAUUUCUGUUAUUGCAAUCGACCCAAAAAAUAUCAUAGAAGAUAACCCACCUUACAUUGAGUUAGUUUUCUUCAAAGAUAUGGCUCAAGAACUCAUAGGUGUUCCUGCACUUGAUCUUGCAGCAUUAUCAACAACAAGCUCUGAAAUGAUUCCUUCUCAAAUUACAAGUCUAUACAAUCAUAAAUAUACAGUGACAGUCAGUGUUCCAUUUUCAUCUCUGCAAAGAGACAAUAUAUCUUACCAAGUGAAAUCUAUCAUCAAUAUCGCUGGACCUGUUGUUGUUCUUUUGCCUAAAGAUCAUUCACAUCUAGCAAUACAAACAACCCAAGACAUUUCUGUCCCUCCAAAUUCACCAACCAAUAUACCUGCUACAAACGAUGUUUCACCACAGAAAGAAGAGGAGGGAUUAAUGUUCGACAGAACUAACUUGAGCACACCUUUACCUUCACCUCAUCUCUUACCUACUACACCACAGUCAAGAUCAGAUUCUGACAUGCCAGGCAAACGUGCUCUUACAUCUGAAAGUUACGAUGCAUCAGGAUCUCACAAACAUCACCGGUAUAGCCAUUCUGACACUGGAAGACCACCAGUUGUAAGAAGACUUCUUGAUAAUUGAAACUUGACCACAGGAAGACCCAUUAACAUCCUUUUGCCUUACGGACAUCAUUACCUACAUCAAGGGCUCUAUCAGAAACUACUCUGUACAUUUAGAUGACCAACGACCUAUUUUGUCUGUACAUAACAUAGAGUACUAUCGUUGAUGUUCAUGUUCAGUAUAAUCUAAUUUCAAGACAAUGAACCUAUUCCAGGCAGCAA